ACCGUUUCUGUUGCUGUUUGUCUUGUAAUACUUGCGCAUAUCAUUUAUGCUAUACUGAGCAAUAAAAAGCAAGUUGAUCAUCAUUCAGUCAUUUUCAGAGGUAAACAGCUUCAUCAUCACCAUUAACCGUUGUCAUCACCAUCUUCAUAAUAACCAUCAACAUCAACAAUACCAAAAUUUUCGUUCUGUAAGGUUACAAUUUUCAGCCAAAUUAACUCGACAAAAUGUUAAACUCUUGAACAUCUAAACCUUUUGAAAAGCCAACCCAGAAACGACAAAAUAUUUGUCCAUCAAUUAAAGCAACAUUUAAAUUUAAACAAUUUACACCAAUUUCAUACAAACAACUUUAUUCAAUCCUUUUAUUGUCAACUUAUCAACAAGUUAUACCAUUCAAUACAAAUUCAAUCAAUGAGCUUCAUUUUUCCAACUUUUCAAUCUUUUAAUCUUUGUUCCAUCUUUUCCGACUCCUAAUCAUUGCCCUGUAAAACUUGAUCGUCCAUCAUCAAUCCACUGAUUAACAAGCAACAAUGCUUAAUGUUUUCCUCUUUUACUUUCCCUGUUGAUUGAUUUUACUCAUCAACACUCUAAUCAUCGUUAAUCAUAAUUGUUUACAGUUGUUGAUUACAUUUUAAAUUUUGACCAUUUUUCACUUUCUAAAAAGUAAACCCAAAAACCAGAAAAUAAAACCAAAACAGUCAACAAGUUUAGUCUUUAACAGUGAAUAUGUUUACCAGUAAAAUUGUGAUUUAGUUUUCAUUAAACCACAAUUAAUGCCUAUCAAUAUAGAGACAAUUAAAGGUUCUCAUUGAAACGGAUUUACCAAAUUUAAAUCAAAUUUUGAAGCAACCAUUGAUCAAUAUAACCAGAGGACAAUUUAAAGUAAACAAGUAAACAAAACUGGAAAUCCCAAUUGAAAUGUAUCAUCGAGUGCUUACCGAUCUUCCAACUCGUCAUCAUCUUCCCUCACCAAUAGAUAUUAUUGGUUUUCUGCCAUCUCCUCAGGCUCAACAAUUGGUUAACCCAAUGACAAGUAUUUGCUCACCAUAUUCACAAUUCACCUCACUGAGUCCAUCGUCAACACCAAAUGGUUCACACUGUGAUCAAGCACCAAUUGCCAAUGACACAAAUGUCAACUGUAAUGGUUUAGUCAACGGACUGAAUGGAACAAGCCUAGCCAAUGGUCAACUUUUGGGUCAACACACUGAAAGUUUACCCGAUAAACCGAGAAGCUCAAUCCUGUUAACCUCCAACUUUAAUGGGCAACACUGCUCAUCACCGCACUCAAGCAACCAGUCUAAUCAAUCAAACAAAAGCACCAGUCAAACGUUGACUCAAACCUCAUCAACCAGUCCGUCAGUAUCACUCGAUAAUCAACCCUGUGAACCAAGUUUCAUGAAUGGCCUUAGAAAGUCAAACGCAGUUGAACAACAAACGCAAACUGAUCCUGAUGCUGAUGAAGGUGUGAGGAUAACUUUAACCGAAUCAAAUGGUACACGGAAUGCCUUUGAUGCCAACUGUGGAGGAAUCCCGAUCAACUGUGGUCUCACCUCUAAUGGCAUUAAUCAACCCAAAAGGUUGCAUGUUAGUAAUAUUCCGUUCAGAUUUCGUGAUCCAGAUUUAAGGCAACUUUUUGGUCAAUUUGGACAGAUAAUUGAUGUUGAGAUUAUCUUUAAUGAAAGAGGAUCAAAGGGGUUUGGUUUUGUUACUUUUUCUGAUUCCAUGGAUGCGGAAAGAGCACAGAAUCAGCUUAAUGGUUCCAUCGUUGAAGGACGCAAGAUUGAGGUAAAUAACGCAACCGCACGAAAUAACAGCAAGAAAAAUGUUACACCUUUAUUGAAAAAUGGCUCUUCCUCAAUUGUGUCACCAAUUAUCCCACUGGCUGACGAGCCAACAUCGUCGGCCACAGCCUUAAGGGAAGUGACGCUAUCAAGAGCACCGAGAACAGCACGAACCAGCUCUUUGGUAAAUGCAUUUGUUCGGCAUCCGUCUCCGUUAUCGGUGGCUACUAGUUCGCUGCAUGGGUAUGCUCCUAGUCCUGUUUAUCAAGAUCCUUUCAUGGGCUUUCCUCAUGGCCAUGAUAGAUAUCAAAUACCGCUUUUCAGUCCAAUAGUUUCUUAUCCGGAAGCCUACAUCAGCCAUGGAAUAGGUCCAGUUACUAAUUAUGGGGCAUCGCUUUUUCGUGGGGCAUACAACCGCUAUGCACCUUAUUAGCCAUGAUGAUGAAUUGAUGAGUUAUUUAUGGUAAAACGAGUUCAUCAUUUGUCUGCAGCUGGUGAAUACAUCACUGAAGUGCCGACAACAACGCGGAGUUGAGCUUGAGACCGAAUAAAGUACAAGAUCUGGAUAAAAAGAUGAAAUCUUGGGGAGAUCAUAUUAAUAUAACUUUGAACAUUGAUGGAAAGAAGAAAUAAAUCGAAUAGAAGACGAAUAGAUUGCAGCUCGUGUUAAUCAGAAAACUUUCAUAGAACAUCACACAUUAAUAAAACUGAUACCAUUAUACGAAAAAAACCUCGUGCAAAUGGGUACCAAUCUUUCAAACCAAGUUGAAGCGAUGGUUUUGCCAACGAUACCAGAUAAUUCUUGUUAUUCAAUGAUCAGAAAAGUGAAUUAUUAACCCAAGAAGCUGCUCGCCAGAAAUACAUUGAGGAAACUGGUAGAAGGAAAAUCAGGACCUGGAAAUCAAAAUAUCAAUGAUUGAAAAAGAGUAUUCUAUUUGGAAACAAAGUGAAAAAGAACAAGGUGAUGAAAACGAUGAUAAUGAAGAAGAGAAGGAAUUGGAACAAGAGAUUUGCGAAUUGAAAAAUAAAAUCAAUCUGCUUAAAGAGGGAUCUAAAGGUAUUGGCGAAUCGACUGUUAGCUUUCAAUAAUCGAUGAAGCCAUCAAAUUCAGUUGAAAUGGCCCCUCCACAGCCAUCUACUCCAGCUGUUGUUCAACCAGUGGUUAGCUCUCAAGAUAAACCUUCAUGUUCGAGUCAAUCAUCUAAUCGUAAAUACUUCAAAAAUACUUCAUGAAAAUGAAAGAUGAACAAGGCUCUCGGAGUUUCUAAGCGCUCGUAAACGUAAAAACACAAAGAUGUGAUAAAUAAUCACCAUAAUUAAAAUUAAAUGGUUAAAAUCAAUGAAAAAUUUUGUUUUCAUAAUGAUUUGAUUCAAUUUUAUUCUAAAAAUUUCAUUUUUGUACUCCUAUCACUCGUAUUCAUUGCCACAAGAAAAUAAAUUCAUUUUUAGAAAA
This is a messenger RNA of Tetranychus urticae (two-spotted spider mite), 3231 nucleotides long. NCBI's taxonomy places the organism in Eukaryota, Metazoa, Arthropoda, Arachnida, Trombidiformes, Tetranychidae. The record is from RefSeq and is a predicted model, not a curated record.